Molecule: messenger RNA, 2259 nt
Organism: Petromyzon marinus (sea lamprey)
Lineage: Eukaryota; Metazoa; Chordata; Hyperoartia; Petromyzontiformes; Petromyzontidae
Product: tubulin alpha-1 chain-like
Biological process (GO): microtubule-based process
Cellular component (GO): microtubule
Molecular function (GO): structural constituent of cytoskeleton; GTP binding
Source: RefSeq, a predicted model, not a curated record
CGCGGUAUAAAACGGUCAGCACCGAGCCACUCCCAGCCCGGAUUCACCUCUCACCUCGGCCUCUUCAAACGGUCACGCAGUGAGACUUCCCGGCUCACAGUGAGACUCCCCGGCACACAGUGAGACUCCUCGCAGUGAGACUCCCUACAGUGAGACUUCCCGGCUCGCUCCGUCUGCUGCUCGCCCUGUGAACGUCCAGGAAUUGACCGCCUCUACCUCGUGGGUUCUCAACAACAAACGACAUGCGCGAGUGCAUCUCCGUGCACAUCGGCCAGGCCGGGGUGCAGAUGGGCAACGCGUGCUGGGAGCUCUACUGCCUCGAGCACGGCAUCGGGCCCGACGGGCGGCCGCUCGACGCGACGGUCCCCGUUUCCAAGGACGACUCCUCGUCCACCUUCUUCGGCGAGACCGACUCCGGCAAACGCGUGCCCCGCGCCGUCUUCGUCGACCUCGAGCCGUCCGUCAUCGGUGAGAUCCGCACGGGCGCGUACCGCCAACUCUUCCACCCCGAGCAGCUGAUCACGGCCAAGGAGGACGCGGCCAACAACUACGCGCGCGGCCACUACACCGUGGGCAAGGAGAUCGUGGAGCCGGUGCUCGACCGCAUCCGCAAGCUGGCCGACAACUGCUCGGGGCUGCAGGGCUUCCUGAUCUUCCACAGCUUCGGCGGCGGCACCGGCUCGGGCUUCACCUCGCUGCUCAUGGAGCGCCUCUCCGUCGACUACGGCAAGAAGUCCAAGCUGGAGUUCUCCGUCUACCCGGCGCCGCAGGUGUCCACCGCCGUGGUGGAGCCCUACAACUCCAUCCUCACCACCCACACCACGCUGGAGCACUCGGACUGCUCCUUCAUGGUGGACAACGAGGCCAUCUACGACAUCUGCCGCCGCAACCUCGACAUCGAGCGCCCCACCUACACCAACCUCAACCGCCUCAUCGGCCAGAUCGUGUCGUCCAUCACCGCCUCGCUGCGCUUCGACGGCGCCCUCAACGUCGACCUCAACGAGUUCCAGACCAACCUGGUGCCCUACCCGCGCAUCCACUUCCCGCUGGUCACCUACGCGCCGGUCAUCUCGGCCGAGAAGGCCUACCACGAGCAGCUGUCCGUCGCCGAGAUCACCAACGCCUGCUUCGAGCCGGCCAACCAGAUGGUGAAGUGCGACCCCCGCCACGGCAAGUACAUGGCCUGCUGCGUGCUCUACCGCGGCGACAUCGUGCCCAAGGACGUCAACGCCGCCAUCGCCGCCAUCAAGACGCGCCGCACCAUCCAGUUCGUCGACUGGUGCCCCACCGGCUUCAAGGUUGGCAUCAACUACCAGCCGCCCACCACGGUGCCGGGCGGCGACCUGGCCAAGGUGCAGCGUGCCGUGUGCAUGCUAAGCAACACCACGGCCAUCGCUGAGGCGUGGGCCCGGCUGGACCACAAGUUCGACCUCAUGUACGCCAAGCGGGCCUUCGUGCACUGGUACGUGGGCGAGGGCAUGGAGGAAGGGGAGUUCGCGGAGGCGCGCGAGGACAUGGCUGCGCUGGAGAAGGACUACGAGGAGGUGGGCGUCGACUACGCCGACGGGGACGGAGAAGAGUGCGAAGAGUACUAGGGCCACCGUCGUCGUCGUCAGCCGUGAUCUAUACACUGCUGGCUGUGCGCGCAAUCAGUGCUAGGGCGCCCGUCAUCCUCUUCGUCAGUGUUAUCGUCGUCAUCAGCCGUGAUCUAUCCACCAUUGCGUGCUAGAUGUACAUCAUCAUCGCCAUCACAAGUAGUUCCGUGAGGUCCUCUUCCACGGCCCAUUCUCUGACGACACAUUGCGACGAUCCACUGUUUACUGUGAGAGUACCAGAGUACACAUUUAAUCUGUCUUGUCACGAUACGAAUACAAUAUGGUUCAGAUUUUUAUUUUCAUAAAACCAUUAAAAACGUGUAUUUGAAAGUAGGUGCUAAUGUAGAGUGGAUACUAUGUUGAUGAGGCUUAGUUUGUUUUGCUUGCUUCAAACUGAAAACACGAUCAGAACCUCGGGGCCACUCCAGGCCUUAGCACACCGCACACAGAAGCCUACGCAGAGCCCACGUCUGAGCAAUCAACUUGGUUGCAUGCAACUGAAUUGCGUACAUGUGGACGUAUCUGCAACCGAUUGCUCAACGACGGUUGAUUUUCAGACCGAAUAUCCCAACAAUUAUGGGGAAGGAUGAUGCCUCCUCCACCUGUCGUAAUAUCACCUCCAGCCAGGACGUGUUUAUUCUGGACAUCUGUAUUAAAAAAAAAA